UUUCCUAAUUUCUUUUCUCUUUUUUUUUAACUUCUUCUUCUGCAGCCUCUGCAAAUAAUAAUAAUCAUAAUCAUCAUCCAAACUUUUGCAGCAAACUUUUCUUGACAGACCUGGAAGAGGAGGGGGAGGCAAAGAGACCCAAUCAAAACACAAAAAUGUGCUUUCAACCAACCUCUCCAGCCGCCUAGCGCUACCUGCUCUGCUCUAUUUCCUUAUUAUUUGCUGCACUCCUGCCAGGAGCCCCUUCCGCAAAAUAACUUUGCUCCCCACCUGCCCUCCUCGCCAAGCUGUGGAAACCUGUUGGGGGGCCGGCGGGGGAGGGAGGCUUGGGGAUAGUUGCUGCCGGUUUGGGUAGCAGUCACCCCCAGCUCUUUGCUGGCUUAUGAUUUGCCCUUUCCCCCAACCUGUUGCAGCAGCUCUCAGCCUUGCACCCAGGCUGUGCCAACUGGUUCUUUGGAAGCCAAAACAAUAAUCCUUCCCGGGACUUUUUCGGUGCUUCGUUUUUGUGGAGUUGAGAGGGGGAUUUUUUUCCCCACCCCGCCCUUAAAAACCCAACUUCGCCUCCUCGCUCCCGCCCGCGCCUGGAAGAUGCUCCUGACCCUCUGCCUGCUGGUGGGCAUGUGCCUGGGCUCCUCCCAGGGCCUGGGCUCCUUCGUGCACUGCGAGCCGUGCGACGAGAAAGCCCUGUCCAUGUGCCCGCCCAGCCCGGCGGGCUGCGAGCUGGUGAAGGAGCCGGGCUGCGGCUGCUGCAUGACCUGCGCCCUGGCCGAGGGGCAGUCCUGCGGGGUGUACACCGAGCGCUGCGCCCAGGGGCUGCGCUGCCUGCCCCGCCAGGGCGAGGAGAAGCCGCUGCACGCCCUGCUCCACGGCCGGGGCCUCUGCCUCAACGAGAAGAGCUACCGGGAGCAAGCCAAGCUGGAGCGGGAAUCCCGCGAGCACGAGGAGCCGACCACCUCGGAGAUGGCGGAGGAGACCUACUCGCCCAAGGUGAUCCGGACCAAGCACGGGCGCCUCUCCGAGCUCAAGGCCGAGGCCCUGAAGAAGGACCGCAGGAAGAAGCUGACCUUGUCGAAGUUCGUCGGCGGGGCGGAGAAUACGGCGCAUCCCCGGGUCGCCGUCCCUGAGCUGAGGCAAGAGUUCGAGCUGGGCCCUUGCCGCAGGCAGAUGGAGGCCUCGCUGCAGGAGAUCAAAACCAGCGAACGGAUGAUCCCCCGAGCUGUUCACCUUCCCAACUGCGACCGGAAGGGAUUCUACAAGAGGAAACAGUGCAAACCGUCCCGGGGGCGGAAGCGCGGGCUGUGCUGGUGCGUGGACAAGUAUGGACUGAAGCUGCCGGGGACCAAUUACGUGGCGGGCGACCUGCAGUGUCACAGCUUCGACAGCGGCGUCACCGAGUGAAGGGCCUGCGCCGUCCCCCCGCCCCCCUGCCCCCACGCCUCCCCACGCCCCGGGACUCCGAACCCUUUCAUCUCAUUUCGAAAAACGGAAGAAACUGAGGACCUCGGAAUCUGCAGCCCGUCCUCGCCUGCGUGGCGGCGGCGGCUAAAGGAGAAGAGGAAAGCAGAAGUCAAACCGGCGCCGCCUUCCCAGUACAGACUCCCCCAAAUGCUCUCGACUCCCCAUGCAGGGACACGGCCAGCGGCAAAGUAGGCAUCGACUUGGGGGCUUUUCUAUUGUGGGUUUGGUUUGGUUUGUUGAUACGGGGGGGUGGGGUGUCUUUUUUUGUUUGUUUUGGUUUUUAGACUAGCCAGCAACUUUCUAAACGGUCUCCAGCGAAACCAGACAAAGCCCCACGAUGAGGCCCACGUCCACCGCUCAGCCCUUGCGUUGGAGUGGCUUGUUCGGCACUGCCAGAGCUAAUAUUGAUCCUCCACUGGCGCCCAACGCCCUUUGAUUGAUAUCUCCGUAGAGAUAGAUGCACAGCUUUCUGGGCGUUCGGGGUCUGGAACAUUGUUGUAAACGGGUUUGCAUUUCUUUAGGAAACGAGUCAGGGGAUAACAGCUCCUGCUGGCAAAAGAUAGUGGUGGCUCCUUUUAAAAAAAAAAAAAAAAGCAACAGCCAAAAGAUAACCAAUCACCUUUCAGCUCCGUCGGGGUCGUUGUCCCUGAGCAGUGUCAGGAAUCUUAUUUCCUGUCAAGUGAAAUCAGUUGAAAUGUUGUUGGCCAUCGGUGUGUGGCAAUUUAUGUUGUGUGUGUACCUGCGGCUCUAUUUCCGCCUUGCAAAACUGGCUCCAAUCCUGCAGUCACAUGUGCUUAACUUUACGCACAUGAGAAGUCCUGGCAUUGGCCGCUGUCGGAAGACAGGAUACUGGGCUAGAUGGACCUUUGGUCUGACCCAGUCUGGCCGUUCUUAUGUCCUGUAGACAUGAAUGGGCCUUUUCCCAUGCUUAAAAUCCUGCACGAGGUCAAGGGUUUGGAAAAUCAGCGUCCAAAUUCAGGCAGAAGGCCCCCCACCACACACACACAAUCCUGCAAACAAUUUAGCAUGUGUCUAACUUUACUCACCGGUGCAGUCCCACAGACAGCUGUGCUUAAAUGGCUGUGGGAUCGGGCUCAAAAAUCUUUACCACCCUCUGCCAUGAUGGGAAAAAUGAAUGAUAUUGUCCUUGCCCAUCAAAAGAAUCAUUUGCCCAAAUGCAAACCUCUCUCUUCUUCUGUUGCAAUGGUAAAAUACCAAUGUCAAGUCUCUCCCCCUGCAAUGAGCUCCAUAGACACCUAGGCCCCGGCAGAGUUUAUUGCGGGAUUGGUGCCGUAACUUGGCCAGGACUGUUUGGCCAGCUCCUCGGCUGUUGUUACUCACACCACGGAAGCCACUGAUCUGACCAACUCAAGCGGCAUCUUCAGGCGUGUCCAGAUCGCUGCAGCCUUUGGACUUGUGUAUUUUUUAACUCUUGGGACCGUUUUUCCCCCCCCCCCCACUUUCCCCACGACAAGGGUCUUUGUUAAGGUCGCUCCCAACGAGACUCCGCAGCAAAGAGGACGGGGCGUUUGGCUGACUCCCUGCUUUGGCGAACUACCGGUGCUCAAGCUGUCGCUACCCAUUGCUACGUUGCUGAGUGUGCGGACGCGCCCCCCGAAAGAACUAGCCCCCACCCCAUCCUGGCAGAGGCUACGACUGGCCCAGGCAGCGUGCUAAUUAGAGAUACGAAGAGCGCGCCGGUUUCUUCCCUGUGCCAGCCGGGACGGGCCCUGCUGCAGGCUGAUCCUCAGAAAAGCCAGAGCGACGCCCACAACAUGCUAGCGCAGAUCGAAGGGAACCAAGGAAUCUUCCCGAGCUAGACUGGCCACUGCGUGACCGGGACUUGUGGGGUUUCUUCCUCGACCUUCCCAGAGGAGCAUGAGCCUGGCGCUGCGGGGGCUGGGCAGUGCCUCCCGCCCCCGCCGGGCUUCGGGCAGUGGUGGGGGGGAGGGGUUACCCCACUGGUUUUGCUGAGCGGAGCAGAGGGUUUUGCCCCACGGGAGACUGGCAGGGAGUCUGUGUGUGCCAGCGUCCCCUGUCUGUGCUGUGCCGCCGGGCUCCCAACACCAGAGCAGGCCGUGCUCACAGAGCCUGAUUCUCAGUUCCCCAGGCACGUGCUCAGGGCAGAGGGCGCCUUGUAUUCUGGGGCUGGGCAGCCCCCAGGGUCAGGUAGGGCAGCCUCAGGGCUGCUCUGGCUUAUGCUCUGGCCCUAGUGCAGUGUGCUCUGGCCACCCUUCCUCCCAGGCCAGCCGGAGACACAGCGCCUAGCAUUGUGCAAAGGGGCCGCGGUGUAACCGGGAACCAGGCCCACAGAACAGGCCUAGCGAGGGAAGCGGAGACUCAGGCUGAGAAACUAGCAGUGAUUUGAGAGCGGAAACCGCCUCAAACGCCUUUCUCCUAUCACCAGGUGGCGCCAUUUCCCAGGGCAAGGCUGGCUGCGCAGGUCCGUGGGUCUCGCCAUGUGAGAUGUGUCCCCUCUCUGCCCACCCACGGCCUGGUUCUCAGGACAGUCCAUGGACUCCCCUCCACACACACACACACACCAGCCCUAGCUCUAGCGCAGGGAGGUGCAGAAAGCUCACGACACUUUUCCCUUCCCCUGCCAGCCAAAUGCGUGCGGGGAAUGCAGGGCCACCCCCAGGGUACUCAGUGGAGUUACAGGAGGCCUGGAUUUAUUCCACGCAUGGCCACGGAUAGCACAUCCAUUGGGACCCACCCCCCACUCCCACCCCAGGAAGCAUCAAAACCCGGCCACCCAGCAGCCCUGGCCAUCUCUCCAGCUUGUCCUGGAAGCUCUGGGCUACUUGAAGGGACAGAUGAGCACACACUGCUGCGGCCGAGUCCGGCUGGGGAGCCCAAACAGGUCAACGUUCAAAGGCGUUUGGCAAACAUCUUUCCAUUUCCAAUGGACUGACCCAGUCCACCAACGCCAAAGUCACCCCUAUAUCCUGGUCCGGCUCUGCUCCCCGCCCCCAGGAGCAGACCCGGGGUGAUCCCACCUUGCUCCGGAGGUCACUGUGUGCAUUAGAGGCGAGCCACAGCCUUGGAGAAUGGGGUAGCUGGCAGAGAAGAGAGCACAGGGGCCAUGUACACCCCAAAGGAGGACGUACGGCGCUAGCAAAGCUCUCGCAUGGGGAGGCAGUGCCCCCAUCAGCCUGGCUUGGCCAGUCCCUCUGCCACGCGCCCUCCCCAAGUGACCCCGAGUCCUGACUCUUUUAGGCCAGUACCCACCUGCCUCCCUUCUUGCGCGCUCUCGCCCUUGCUUGUUUGUUUGUCUUGCUGUGGGUUUAGUCCCCGAAACUUGAAAGCUGCGAAAGCAGGGCCAGGCUGCGGUCUCGCCGUGUCUGCACUCAGCUACGGAUGGCAGCUACUGGCUGGGGGGGGGGGGGGAGGCAGGGUAGGGAGGUGUCACCUCCUAACUGUUUCUUAUAGCUCGCACCCUGAGACCUUUUAUUGAAAAGUUGAUGGGGCAAAGGUGAGUCUAAAUUUGACUCUCGGCUACCCCAGGGUCAAGGCCCAAGCCAUUGCAGUCAGUAGCACGGCUCCCAUUGCUUUUACCGGGGGGAGAACUUGGUCCUCACUUCUGUGCUCUCAGUGGCGUUUACAGUGGAGGGGGAGAGAAAAGGACUGUCUCUGUGGCUCCAUUGGGAUCCCCCCAGUGUACACAACGUGGGGAAAGGGGGGGAACUAGAGAAGGCCUGGGCCUGGGGCAGCAGCCUAGCCGAAAGCUAAUACUCUUCUGCCUCAGUUUCCCCCUCCCCCCGCUGAAGUGAUCCCCUGUGUGUCUGUGAGCUCAGCCCUGGGGGGAGGCACAGCCAGCCAUUGCCCCGUGUUACGGCUGCCAGUGGGAUCCCAGCGCCCCCCACCCCCCACCCCCGAAGCAUUAAAGCUGCCCAUCGGCCCGCAUUCUGCAGCCUGCCGUCACUCAUUGAGGGCCUGGAAAGGGGAUUGAGGCUGGGGCAGAUUCAGGCUGUCCCAAGGCCUUCUGCUCCCCGGUUCCCCAGCAAGCACACAGUGACUGUCGUCCCCCCCCCCCCCACUAUGGAGCAGCAUAGGGAUCCCUUCCCCCACAACGAGAGCCUGAGUGGGCCAGCCCAGGGACUGGGAACCCAGUGGAGACACAGCCCCUCAGGUGCUUCGCCCCCACAGAACUGUGGGUCUCUGCCAUCAUUGCUCACAGCUGCGUGGUCCCCUUUGGAGGGGCCCGGGGCUGAGUCCGGAGAGAGGAGGACGCCCGGCUGCACAGAAGGGCUGUCAGUACUCCCCAGGGGCCGUGACUGUUUGAAAACUGCACUAAGAUUUGCUAAGCGGGAUCGUGCCUCGUCCCGGGAAAUGGUGACCCUCCCACCCUGCCCCAGGAAAGGAGCUUGCUUUGGGGGAGCGGUUUGGGUUUUUUUAAUAGUGGGUCAAGCAAACCCAGACGGGAAGACUCCCGCCAGUAACAGCUUAAUCCCCGGGGAGCUCGGAGGCACAUUUCACCUUUCGGUGUUGUUCUAGCCUGACUCUGUGCCAAUGAAACAAGCGGGCGGGGGAAGCAAAAGGGGAUCUAAUAGGGUUCAGAUUCCUCACCACCAUGCCCUUGCCUUGCUUUCAAACAAUUCCUCUCCUCCACGGCCGGGCUGCAGCAGGCAGUCUUACUUUAAAACCACUAGUACAAGAGCAUUUUUGCACUAUUUUCCACUCUCUCUUUCGGUUGUUUUUUUCCCUAAUGGAGUGUGUCUAUUUAAACAAGCGACAAUUCCCCUUGAUUCCAGCCCUCCCCAUACCAGCACCUUGGCUCGUCGUUCAGUGCAGUGCACUGCACUGCCUCUUGCCCCCCCGCCCCGCUGGCCUUGGUACAGCCCGUCCACAAUGCAGUUAUCUACCAUUAUAGUACAGUUGUUAACACACCAGAUUCCGAGAUUCCUGCCUGGUUUUUAAUCUUUAAGCAAUACUCACUACACAUUUUACGGUAGCUUUUUAUAGCUUUACAUACAUACAGUAGCUCUGUUUUUUUUGUUUUGUUUUGUUAUUGUUUUUCCAGUAAAGAGACAUAUAGAUAAUCGUACUGGUGGGGAAAAAAAAAAAAAGACAGUUUGUGAAAAACGGACGACAGAUGAGGAGCUUAAUGCUCUGUUUUGUACUUUUAAAAACAAAUCUCACGUUUUAUUAAAAAGUGAAGAUUGCUGUAUACUAUUUAUUCCACGUAUAAUUUAUGUUACUCUUUGAUCUUUGUCUUUUCUCAUGGCAAAGCAUUUAUUUAAUAAAGUUAUGCAUUCAGUUA
This is a messenger RNA of Chrysemys picta bellii (western painted turtle), 6721 nucleotides long. RefSeq names its product insulin like growth factor binding protein 5 (gene IGFBP5). Gene Ontology annotation, cellular component: extracellular region. Gene Ontology annotation, biological process: regulation of insulin-like growth factor receptor signaling pathway. The record is from RefSeq and is a predicted model, not a curated record. NCBI's taxonomy places the organism in Eukaryota, Metazoa, Chordata, Testudines, Emydidae. Gene Ontology annotation, molecular function: insulin-like growth factor II binding; fibronectin binding; insulin-like growth factor I binding.